Molecule: messenger RNA, 783 nt
Organism: Dioscorea cayenensis subsp. rotundata (Guinea yam)
Lineage: Eukaryota; Viridiplantae; Streptophyta; Magnoliopsida; Dioscoreales; Dioscoreaceae
Exons: 3
Coding region: 78-758 (226 amino acids)
Source: RefSeq, a predicted model, not a curated record
GCACUCCUUUUCUUGUUCUUGUUCUUGUUCUUUGUUCUUUGCUCUUUGUUCUUUGUUCUUCUACUCUGUUGAAUGUUAUGGGGAGAACAAGCCCAAGGCUACCAAGCUUUUGCCUUAACCGAGUUGCCACUCGGGUGCGUGUUCGGUCUCCGCCGGUCGAAACAAAGCCGAUAUCACUCACCGAGCAUGAAUCUUCAAGCAAUGCAGACUCAGGCCAUGAUGAGAAGCAAUCAACAAUGGCAAUUGGUAGGAGGAUUAUGAUAGUUGUGGACUCUAGCCAGGAGGCCAAGACUGCUUUGCUAUGGGCUCUCACUCAUGCAGUUCAGAACAAUGACACUGUUGUUCUCUUUGAUGUUGCAAAACCAUCUAAGCAUGGUGAUCAAUCUCAGAAAGAUAUAAACCCAAAGAUUUACAAUCCUUUUUGUGCUAUGAAAAACAUUUGCCAAUCAAAGAGACCUGAGGUGCAUGUUGAGCUGUGUUUAGUAGAAGGAAAAGAGCGGGGACCGACGAUUGUCGAGGAGGCAAAGAAGCAGGGAGUGUCACUUUUGGUUCUUGGGCAGAAGAAGCGAUCGGUUACGUGGCGGUUACUGAUGAUGUGGGCCGGAGGACGGGUGGCCGGAGGAGGUAGUGGUAGUGUUGUGGAGUAUGUUAUUCAGAAUGCAAGUUGUAUGACAUUGGCAGUGAGGAAGAAGAGCAAAAGAGGUGGUGGUUAUUUGAUAACCACCAGGCGCCAUAAGGACUUCUGGCUUUUGGCUUGAAUUUUUCUCAGAAAAAAAUUUAAAA